AUCGGCCGCGCGUCCGCCUCGGGCCGGGCUCGCCAUGGCCGCCAUGCCGUUCGGGGCCGUCGAGGAGCCGGCGCAGCUGCUGUCCGGCGCGGCCUUGCCCGCGGACAGCCUGGGCGCGGCCGACGCCUUCCCCAAGGACUUCGGGUACGGCGCCGACGAGGACGAGCUGGCGGGCGAGGACGACGGGGCCGAGCUGGCGGGCGGCGGCGGCGGCAUCGCGGGGCCCGGCGGCGGCGGCGGCGACUCCUCCAAGCAGCCGCGCAUCCUGCUGAUGGGGCUGCGGCGCAGCGGGAAGUCCUCGAUCCAGAAGGUGGUCUUCCACAAGAUGUCCCCCAACGAGACGCUCUUCCUGGAGAGCACCACCAAGAUCCACAAGGACGACGUCUCCGCCAGCUCCUUCGUCAACUUCCAGAUCUGGGACUUCCCCGGCCAGAUGGACUUCUUCGACCCCGCCUUCGACUACGAGAUGAUCUUCCGCGGCACCGGCGCCCUCAUCUACGUCAUCGACGCCCAGGACGACUACAUGGAGGCGUUAACCAGGCUCCAUAUCACCGUUUCCAAAGCUUACAAAAUCAAUCCAGAAAUGAACUUUGAAGUUUUUAUUCAUAAAGUGGAUGGCUUAUCGGACGACCAUAAGAUUGAAACGCAGAGAGACAUCCAUCAGAGAGCGAACGACGAUCUGGCCGAUGCUGGCUUAGAGAAGCUGCAUCUUAGCUUUUAUUUGACCAGCAUCUACGAUCACUCAAUAUUUGAGGCCUUCAGUAAAGUGGUGCAGAAGCUCAUUCCACAGUUGCCCACUUUGGAAAACUUGCUGAAUAUCUUUAUAUCAAACUCGGGGAUUGAGAAAGCUUUUCUUUUUGACGUUGUCAGCAAGAUCUAUAUUGCAACCGACAGCUCCCCUGUUGACAUGCAGUCCUACGAGCUGUGUUGUGACAUGAUUGACGUUGUCAUUGAUGUUUCUUGCAUAUAUGGGUUAAAAGAAGAUGGCAGCGGUAGCGCAUAUGACGAGGAAUCUAUGGCAAUUAUUAAACUCAACAACACAACUGUUUUAUAUUUAAAAGAAGUGACAAAAUUUCUAGCCUUGGUGUGUAUCCUUCGAGAGGAAAGUUUUGAACGCAAAGGCUUAAUAGACUACAAUUUCCACUGUUUCCGCAAGGCCAUCCACGAGGUCUUUGAAGUGGGCGUCUCCUCGCAUCGCCCCUGCGGCCAUCAAGCAAGCAUUCCCGGUCUGAAAGCAGUGGCUCACAAUGGCGCCCCGAAGGAGGACUGAGUCGGGAUGAGCUGGUGCUUGCUUGCUCACCCUGCGCCUGGAUCGGGCAGGAGCAGCAGCACGGAGGGAGGGAGGGCUGCCCGACUCCAGCCGUUCAUUUUGGAGCCAGAGGAGUCUGCCUUGUGGACUGGUCCUCAGCGUCCAUACGGACACCCAGAAUGACUGCGAGGAACCCAAGAUUCGGAGUGGCGGCUUUCGCUGUCAUUUAGCAGGCAGGCAGGCAGCCUCUCCUCCAGGUGGGAACUUCCCUGUUUGUCUCAGGAUUCAGCAGCCAGCGAUGUGCUGGAGGGGCUCUGAAACUCAGGCAUAUUCCAUAAUUUAUUUGAGUACACACUCAACACAUUCCACGUGACUUAUCACACGGUUUUGUGGUAAUACCUGAAAAAAGUAAUAUAUCCUUAACAAACCCAUUGAAUGAAAGCGCUUAUCUGCUUUUCUAGCUCUAAUUGUCGUCAGAAUUCUUUGAAAUAUCUUGGGCUCUUCUCAAGCCUUUGACUCAGUUCCUGCACGCAUCGUUACACUGAUUUUUGAAGCAUCUACGGGCAGCGCUAGCUCCCUCGGCUAGGGAACGGAGAUGAAGAUCAUCCGCUAGAGUGGGACAGGACUGAUCAGGAGAAAGCUUUACCCUCUCCCCAAGUGAUUCCCUUCCACCCCGCCAUGGCUAGUAUGGUUAGCAUUCGUUCGAUAUUUCAUUCCUGAAGCUGUAUGAUCGCAUAGAGCAGGGGUUCUCAACCUUGGCAACUUUAAGACUUGUGGACUUCAACUCCCAGAAUUCCUCAGCCAGCUUUGUUGGCUGAGGAAUUCUGGGAGUUGAAGUCCACACGUCUUAAAGUUGCCAAGGUUGAGAACCCCUGGCAUAGAGGGUCGUUUUAUUUUUUAAAAAAAUAGGUUCUGCUUUGACAAGAAUGGAACAGGAUGGGUUUUGGUUGCUGGAAUUUGCAAACAAUUUUGCUCAUUUUUAACAACAUGUGAAACUUCCUUCCAUAGGAACACCUUCCAUGUGAUGAAAUGUUUUCUGUGAAUCUUCCUGUAGGUCGUCUGUGUUUUGGCAUGUAAAUGCCAUUUUCUUAAUGAUGACAGCUGUUCCAGCGCCUCAGACUCUGUUCUUUACUCAAAAUAUCAAUCUGAGUUUGUUAAAGACUUAACAGAUGCUUUAAUACUCUUCACAGGUGAUUGUAUUCUGCCAGGGGGGGUCAUGUCUGGAUGGGAUAAGUUAUUAAUAAAUAUCUUUUGUCUCAAUAA
Messenger RNA from Crotalus tigris (Tiger rattlesnake), 2512 nucleotides. Its product is annotated as ras-related GTP-binding protein C-like. Gene Ontology annotation, biological process: regulation of autophagy; positive regulation of TOR signaling; cellular response to amino acid stimulus. Gene Ontology annotation, molecular function: GTPase activity; GTP binding. Bases 35 to 1270 code for a protein of 411 amino acids. Gene Ontology annotation, cellular component: nucleus; lysosome; Gtr1-Gtr2 GTPase complex. The record is from RefSeq and is a predicted model, not a curated record. The transcript has 7 exons. Lineage: Eukaryota; Metazoa; Chordata; Lepidosauria; Squamata; Viperidae.